AUGUCUCGAAGCUUCCUAGUGGACUCUUUGAUCGGCAACAACUCGCCGCCCUCGUAUCCGCUGCCAUAUUAUGGGAAUCUGCCUAAUUACAUGUUCAAUUUUUUCAACGUGGGUUUGGGCUACCAACCGAUCAGGCCGGUGCCCAGACCACCCACAAUGCCUGUACCGAUCACCCCGCCAUCGCUGGGUAUUUUGCCGAUAUCUGGACAGAGUCCUCCGUCACCUUUGAGUACCUCGACAAGCAGAUUACCAGACGUUUCAACACCGAGCGAGUCUCCGUCCCGCAACAGCACCCCGACGCCUCCGCCGAAAUCCCCGAGCUCCAUUAGCAACAGCUCGAAGCGCAUCCGAACCGCGUUCACGAGCACUCAGCUGUUAGAGUUGGAGCGCGAGUUUGCCUCGAACAUGUACCUGUCGCGACUACGUCGAAUCGAGAUCGCGACCAAUCUGCGGCUGUCGGAGAAACAGGUGAAGAUCUGGUUUCAGAACCGCCGGGUAAAAUAUAAGAAGGAGGACCUGCCGUCUGGACAGAGUCCAAAAUGCUGCUGCCUACGGACUUGCGGCAAACGAAAGGAUAGCUGCGGAGGAGAGGAGUCGCCCGGGCGGAAGUGCGAUCAGGACGAGGACGAGAAGAGGUCGGUGAAGAGCGGCGAGAGUGACGACGGUAAAUUCAGUCGCGACGGGCACGCCGCCGUGACUGAGCCCGUCGAGCGAUCGAUCGCGAAUGAAGACGUCGGCCCCGAGGAGAAGUUCGACUUCUCGAGAAUAAACUCCGCGCGGGAGUACGAGGCGCGCGAUCUCUCUCGAGGCUGCAAGAGGAGUCUGGCGGAGGCAAGUGAAGGGGACGACAAGCGGAGGAAGAUGGAGACGCUGGCGGAUUAUCAAACUCCGAAUCCGGAGGCGAUUACAACUCCAGUGUUCAGAAGUAUAACAUGCACGAAGCAUACCGUCGAGAGAAUCGUUAAUUCGUAG
Wasmannia auropunctata (little fire ant) is the source of this 972-nucleotide messenger RNA. Its product is annotated as GS homeobox 1. Gene Ontology annotation, cellular component: nucleus. The record is from RefSeq and is a predicted model, not a curated record. Gene Ontology annotation, biological process: regulation of transcription by RNA polymerase II. Lineage: Eukaryota; Metazoa; Arthropoda; Insecta; Hymenoptera; Formicidae. Bases 1 to 972 code for a protein of 323 amino acids. Gene Ontology annotation, molecular function: RNA polymerase II cis-regulatory region sequence-specific DNA binding; DNA-binding transcription factor activity, RNA polymerase II-specific. The transcript is spliced from 2 exons.